UGCGCAGAGCGCUGCCUUGUGUUGCUGGGGGUAACGGGACGCCUGAGAGUCAGCUAAAGAGGCUUUAGCUAACUCAGCUAAGCUAAACUAGCGAUAGAACGAAACGCAAUUCGCUUUAGAAUAAAAUGGAAGUGACGUUAUCUAUGGAUCCUCUAUUUCUUGCAUGGAGUUAUUUCAGGAGAAGGAAGUACCAGAAAUGUUCAGAUCUUUGCACGAAGGUGUUGGAGGAAAAUCCGUACGACCAGGCAGCUUGGAGCCUGAAGACAAGGGCCCUGACUGAGAUGGUGUAUAUUGAUGAAGUGGAUGUUGACCAGGAGGGCAUUGCAGAAAUAAUGUUGGAUGAAAGUGCCAUUGCACAAGUAGCACGACCUGGAACAUCACUGAGGCUGCCUGGAACAAGCCAGGGUGGAGGAGGACCUACUCCAGCUGUCAGACCCAUGACCCAGUCAGGACGUCCCAUUACAGGAUUUGUAAGGCCCAGCACUCAGUCUGGUAGACCAGGGACAAUGGAGCAAGCCAUCAGAACACCUCGAACUGCAAACACUGCUCGUCCAGUCACUAGUGCUUCUGGGAGAUUUGUCCGAUUGGGCACGGCUUCUAUGUUAACACAUCCGGAUGGACCAUUUAUAAACUUGUCCAGGUUAAAUCUUGCAAAGUAUGCACAGAAACCAAAUUUAUCCAAGACCUUAUUUGAAUACAUUUUUCACCACGAGAAUGAUGUCAAAAACGCUUUGGACCUAGCUGCACUCGCUACGGAGCAUGCACAGUUCAAGGAUUGGUGGUGGAAAGUCCAACUUGGGAAGUGUUAUUAUAGGCUUGGUUUGUAUCGUGAAGCUGAGAAACAAUUCAGAUCAGCCCUCAAUCAUCAAGAGUUUGUAGACACUUACCUCUACCUUGCAAAAGUAUAUCAGCGAAUGGAUCAACCCAUAACUGCCUUGAGCCUUUUUAAACAAGGCCUGGACCAUUUCCCAGGAGAAGUGACUUUGUUGACUGGGAUUGCUCGCAUUCAUGAGGAGAUGAACAACAUCACUUCGGCUACAGAGUAUUACAAAGAUGUCUUAAAGCAGGACAACACACAUGUGGAGGCCAUUGCCUGCAUAGGAAGCAACCAUUUCUAUACAGAUCAGCCAGAGAUCGCCUUGCGUUUCUACAGACGGUUGCUGCAGAUGGGUGUAUAUAACUGCCAACUCUACAAUAAUCUGGGACUGUGCUGCUUUUAUGCUCAGCAGUAUGACAUGACUCUGUCUUCAUUUGAGAGGGCAUUAGCCCUGGUUUCCAGUGAUGAGGAGCAGGCUGAUAUCUGGUAUAAUAUUGGACAUGUUGCAGUGGGUAUUGGUGACUUGACGCUAGCUUAUCAGUGUUUUAAACUAGCUUUGGCAUUUAACAAUGAUCAUGCAGAAGCUUACAACAACUUAGCAGUGCUGGAGCUACGCAAAGGCCACAUUGAGCAGGCAAAAGCCUUUUUGCAAACAGCUGCUUCUCUCGCUCCCCAUAUGUAUGAACCACAUUUCAACUUCGCUGUACUGUCAGAUAAGGUGGGUGAUCUUCAGAGUAGUUACAUGGCUGCCCAGAAGUCAGAAGAUGCUUUUCCUGAACAUGUGGACUCACAACAGCUCCUGAAGACUCUCAGACAGCACUUUGCUGUGCUCUGAAUCUUUCCUUGCGAUAUUUACACAUUAUGUGAAAGGCACAGUAAAGCAGGCUUUAAAACAUUUUAAAACAUCUAGAGAAAUUAAAAUGUCUAGGCACUUUUCAUGCUAUUUUUUAGACCGAACAGAGAUUUAAAUGAAUUCAGUAAAUAUUUAAAUAUCUAUGAUAAAUCUCAGCAAAUAAUUGCAAUUUUAAAAAGAUUUCUUUUGAAAAUAUUAUGUGAGAUGUAAACUUGUCUACAUGUUUAGGAUUAAAAAUGCAUACAUGCAAAUAGUUAUUUUACUCAUUUCAGUGUCAAGUUUUUGAAUAUGAAAAUAAUGAGCGAUGGUUCUGUUUUAUUCAUAUUAUUCAUAUUAUUAUUAUUAUUAUUAUUAUUUAUUACAAAACCUUUCCCAUGCCUAUAAAUACAUGCUACCAUAUUCUACCACAUUCCUACAGCAGAUCCUAAAUGAAAUAUGCACAUGGACAAUGGCAACAUGAUUUCAAAGUGUAAUAAUUUGGAACAUAAGGAGAGAAGUGGGUAGAAGAGAGCAGAUUUUUUAAAAUAAUAACAUUUAUUGUCAACAAUCUGGUUAGUCAAAGAUAAUUUUUUAGGAAAUUUAUAUUCUUAAAUUUGUUUCAAAGUUUGUAACUACUCAAAAGCAUUUAUUUUUCUGUUUAAGAGAAAAUAACAUCAGAUCUCAGACCUUCUGUCAGGCAUUUUAUUUCCUUAAUUCAUUUCUUCUAUUACAUCAAUUAUUAAUUACUAUUAUUAAUAUUAUUAUUAAACUAUUAUUAAAUUACUUUUACUCCGUGAAUUUUGCCCUUAUUUUUGUCAAGUAGAGUGUAAAAGUAGCAGUGUACCAUCUAUUUCCCAGAAGCACAAAGUCCUAGUUUAUUUAAGUGUAACAGAGUUCAGUUUGUGUGUGUGUGUGUGUGUGUGUGUGUGAGAGAGAGAGAGAGAGAGAGAGAGUGAUUAAGGUAAU
Hemibagrus wyckioides is the source of this 2615-nucleotide messenger RNA. It is a transcript of the gene ttc8, whose product is annotated as tetratricopeptide repeat domain 8. Gene Ontology annotation, cellular component: non-motile cilium; BBSome; ciliary basal body. Gene Ontology annotation, molecular function: protein binding. Bases 126 to 1652 code for a protein of 508 amino acids. Lineage: Eukaryota; Metazoa; Chordata; Actinopteri; Siluriformes; Bagridae. The record is from RefSeq and is a predicted model, not a curated record. The transcript is spliced from 14 exons. Gene Ontology annotation, biological process: non-motile cilium assembly.